This is a messenger RNA of Sinocyclocheilus rhinocerous, 798 nucleotides long. RefSeq lists its product as uncharacterized. The transcript is spliced from 13 exons. Lineage: Eukaryota; Metazoa; Chordata; Actinopteri; Cypriniformes; Cyprinidae. The coding region runs from base 11 to 721 and encodes 236 amino acids. The record is from RefSeq and is a predicted model, not a curated record.
UGAAGCGGAUAUGAGUGAAAAUGACAGAAAGGAGCUCUCUGAAAAACUAAAUCAAAUGUCGGAGGACUAUAAAAAAGCAUUACCGAAGCUCACUGAACGACUAAAGCAACUGUAUGAACAGAAUAUCCCAGAACAACUGUUCAAGUUUUCUGAACAAGUUAAGCAAAUGACCUUGACAGAUGAAACGGAGACAUCUCAACAAGAAACUGUUGCUGAUGUCACACAAAAAGAGACACCGAGAUCAGAGAUCAGAGAAGGUGAAAGGGAACAGUUCAUUGUUGUUGAAGAGACUGCCAUAAGUAAAGCGUUUGGUGCUGAUAAUAUAUUGAGAGACAGACAGGGCAGGAAGAGCAUUGCAAUCAGAGCUGAAGAUGAUGAAGUUCAGAGUCAGACACAUGGAUUAGAUGGAAACUCUCCUGGAAAUGAACUAAAAGAGCUAAAGGAUUUGACAGAGGAUGUGAAGAUCUCUGAACAAGAAACACGUGCUGAUGUCACACAAGAAGAGACACAGAGAUCAGAGAUCAGAGAAGGUGAAAGUGAACGGUUCAUUUAUGUUCAAGAGACUGCCAUAAGUAAAGCGUUUGGUGCUGAUAAGAGAUUGCGAGACAGACAGGGCAAAAAGAGCCUUGUAAUCCGUAAAACCAAUACUGAAGAUGCUGGAGUUCAAACGCAUGGAUCAGAUGUAAAAGCUCCUGGAAAUGAACUGAAAGAGCUGAAAUAAGAAUCAACAGGAAAAGACGUGAAUGAAGAAACACCUUUUAUGAGCCAAAAGGAAGAGGAUGGAUCAAAUGAGUAGAU